Acanthisitta chloris (rifleman) is the source of this 1080-nucleotide messenger RNA. It is a transcript of the gene LIME1, whose product is annotated as Lck interacting transmembrane adaptor 1. The record is from RefSeq and is a predicted model, not a curated record. The transcript has 6 exons. Gene Ontology annotation, biological process: T cell receptor signaling pathway; B cell receptor signaling pathway. NCBI's taxonomy places the organism in Eukaryota, Metazoa, Chordata, Aves, Passeriformes, Acanthisittidae. The coding region runs from base 1 to 1080 and encodes 359 amino acids.
AUGGCUGUUUCCAGUGGCAAGGGGCUGGCAGGGAACCCCCUCCUGCCUGCCAGUGCUGCCCUGGCCCUGCUCGGUGGCCUGGUCUAUCUGGGUGCCCUGUGUGCUGCCUGCAGACGGUACGGCAGGAAGAAGGUUGCUCCGGAUGGGGUGAAGCUGGUGGAUGAGUCCCUGCUCCGACAGACACAGCUGAGGUCACUCAGCAAAUCGGACACGAAGCUGCACGAGCUGUACCGGGUGAAGGCCAGAGAUGAUGCCCAGCGCCCAGUCAGCCUGGAUCUCCCCUGCCCUGCAGCCCCUGGAGCAGAGUCUCUGCAGAGCUCUGGCAUCAGUGUCCUCCUGCACCGUGAGCUCCCCCAGAUCCCCAUCCCCGAGCCCCCAGCUGCCUCCUCGGCCCCUGACCAGACCUACUCCAACCUGCUCUUCAACCCACUGCCGAAACCAGCGCAAGACACUGUCUAUGAGUGCCUGGCAGCAGGAGGGGAGGACACCUUCGUGCCCCCCAUGCCUGCUGGCACACAGCUCUCCUCUCCACGGGCUGGGCUCGGGGCAGCUGAUUACGCCUCUGUGCGUAAGGUGAAGAAGACAGUGCCCACGGAGGUGCAGGAUGGGCCUACAGUGGGACAGCCUGGAGGACAGCAGUGCUGGGAUGGCACAGGCAAUGCCUCCCGGGCCAAGCUGGAAGAGAUGUACUCGACAGUGUGCAAAGCCACCAAGAAGAAACCCCAGGUCCCUGCAUCGACCCCACAGGCUGCAAGGGAGGCAGGUUCAGGGUGUCUGCCCACCUGCCAGCAGGAGGGUGCCCAGGCCAGGUGCUGGUCCCCAGCAGCCCAAGCCCCUCCUGAUCCCUGUUACGAGUCCAUCAACGACAGAGCCUGGACUGCUCAGGGCCAUGGCCCUGACCCUGACUACGAGGCUGUGGACAUUAACUGGAAGAAGGCAGGGAAACGGGACAAGCAGGGGAAGCCCAGUGUCCCUGAGAACCUGUAUGAGAGCGUUGGGGACAUUUGGGCUGGGGAGCCCCGGAAAGCCUCGACCCGGACGGCAGCCAAUGGGCUGGAGGUGUACAUCACCAACCUAUAG